ACUAACGUGCAAACAAAGAAGUGCAUUAAUCAUUUUAACAAAGAGAGAGCAAAUGGCGCAGAAACCACGGACGGUGAUAUGCGUCGGAGACAUCCACGGAUACAUCUCGAAGCUCACCAACCUCUGGCUCAACCUCCAAUCCUCCCUCGACCCAUCAGAGUUCACCUCAGCCCUCGUCAUCUUCCUCGGCGACUACUGCGAUCGUGGACCGGAGACCCGUAAAGUCAUCGACUUUCUGAUCGCUCUCCCGGAGAAACACCCCGGCCAAACCCACGUAUUUCUCGCCGGGAACCACGACUUCGCCUUCGCCGCGUUUCUGGGUCUGUUGCCGCGGCCUCGGGACGGAUCCGAGCUGAAGGAGACGUGGAGGGAGUACGAGGAUAGCGAGGAGAGAGAAGGGUGGUAUAAAGGCGAAGGCUUUGAGGAUAUGCAUCUCCAAGGGAGGAGGUGGGGUGGGAAGAUUAAGGCUCUGUUUAAUUCCGUUAAAGGGAUGCCUUAUAAAGGAUCGAUUUAUGAUGCUGGGUCCACUUUUGAAUCUUAUGGUGUUCCUCAUGGAUCUUCUGAUUUGAUGAAGGCAGUACCAGAGAGUCACAAAAAGUUCUUAACCAAUAUGGUAUGGGUCCAUGAAGAGGAUGAUGUUUGUCUAGAGACCGAGGAAGGGGUAAAGCAUUGUAAGUUGAUUGCUGUACAUGCUGGUUUGGAGAAAGGGAACAGCGUAGAAGAACAACUAAAGCUUUUGAGAGCUAAAGACACGAGCAUUUCCAAAGUACCUUAUCUAAGCGGUCGGAAAAGCGUUUGGGACAUCCCACAAGAGCUGGAUGAUAAAGAUACUGUUGUAGUAAGUGGUCACCAUGGGAAACUUCACAUGGAUGGCCUGAGAUUGAUCAUCGAUGAAGGUGGUGGAUACCCGGAAAAACCAGUGGCUGCGAUAGUUCUUCCUUCUAAGAAGAUCAUCCGUGAUACUGAUAAUGUUUCUAGCUGAGUUUCUUUUGUUUAAUCCAUUGUAAUCAAGGUAUACUUGAAUUCCCAGAAAGAACUAAUAAGAGCCUACCGUUCAGUUGUAAGAAACGUUUAAAGAAAAAUGGUCACAGUAGUGAGUCUA
Messenger RNA from Raphanus sativus (radish), 1102 nucleotides. RefSeq names its product tyrosine-protein phosphatase RLPH2. NCBI's taxonomy places the organism in Eukaryota, Viridiplantae, Streptophyta, Magnoliopsida, Brassicales, Brassicaceae. Bases 53 to 982 code for a protein of 309 amino acids. The record is from RefSeq and is a predicted model, not a curated record. The transcript has 4 exons. Gene Ontology annotation, molecular function: hydrolase activity.